GGCAUCAAGUCACAUAACACUUAUUAACAUCUUUUCUUCAGAAUUUCCUCAGAACUGGAAGCUGGCCUGUGGCCAGGGUCAGAUUCAGUUGAAUUAUUUUCUACAGAAAUCAUCCAGAAGAUUUCUAAAACAGAAUUCUUCCCGACAUAAUGUCCUCCCACUGUCUCAGACACUCACUCUGCCAGAGCACUAACACCUGUUUUAGCUUUUAAACCAGAGUACAUUUGAACUUGGAAGAAGUUUAUUGGACAUUUACAGUUAUUUAGAAUUUUAGAGGGCACAAACCGUGUACUACAGACAGAAUGCACUUGUUUUAAAGCCAAUUUUACUGUGAUCAAAAGUGGAGCUGCAGUGAUUUGUCAAUAAAUUGAUUACUCUAUCAACAGAAAAUUAACCAUUUUCAUAAUUGAUGACUCAUCAUUUCUCAAGCAAAAAUGCAAAAUAUUACAUUUUUUAUACCAAAGUUUAUCAUUAAACUUUGGUAUAAAAAUUGAUAAAUCAAACGUUGACCUUCAAAUGCUACCAACUGUAACCGUUUACUCAACAUGUAUGCAAAAAUUCUCAAAGUGUAAUUAACUGUUGUGAGACAGUAGUGGUCUGAUGAAUACAAGGAGAAACUUCUGGGAACCUUUUAAAAACUACUUGCAAAGAUUUGAGAAAAAUCCCCCAAACUGAAAACACAUUUGUUAGCAAAACUUUGUUUUUUCUUCUUUCCACUCCCAUCAAUCAUCUCAUGACCUCUCAGUAGCCCUUUUUAUUUAUUUAUAUUUUUUAAUCCUUUUAGAGCCAGAAACAGCUCUGAUGGCCAGAUUUCCUCUAAAAUAUGUUUCACGUUAAAAUCCAACUCUGAUUCAUUGACAGCAAUUUAAAAAAUUAAUUAGAGGUUAUCUAUCUCUUCUGUAAACUGUGGUGAGAGGAGGACGAAGAGGAGGAGGAGGCUGGCUUCUACUCUUUCUCCUCCUCCUCCCCCUUUAUCUUCAGCACCUCUACAUGACGGAGCAACUCCUGCGUUUGGAUGCAGAGGGAGCAGAUGCAGAGCAGCAGAUCUGAAGAGAGAAACUCAUGAGGCAUUCCAGCAUGAAGGGGAGAACAGGUCUGCUCUUCAGCCUCAUCAUAGCAGCGUAUUUCUGUGGCACUGCUGCUCAGACAACUGAGUGUGAAAAUGCCAACAUGGCUGACAUCGUCUUCCUGGUCGAUGGCUCCUCCAGCAUAUCCCCUGCAGACUUUCGGAAGAUCCAGAAUUUCCUUCGCCAAAUCGUCAGGACCCUCAACAUCGGCGACAACAAAGUUCGAGUCGGCUUGGCGCAGUAUAGUGAUGAUCCUUCCCAGGAGUUCCUGCUGAAGGAUCACAAGGACAAGAGGUCCCUGCUGGCUGCACUGGACAGAUUAUCUCACCGACGAGGAGGCACGAAAACAGGCAAGGCCAUCGAAUUCCUAAAGGAGCAGUACUUCACCAAGGUUACUGGCAGCCGAGCCAAUGAACGGGUGCCUCAGAUCGCUGUGGUCAUCACAGAUGGGGAAUCCACGGAUGAUGUGAAAGUGCCCGCCCAGAACCUGAGGAAGCACGGAGUCAUUGUGUUUGGUAUCGGGGUGGGACAAACAAACCGCAAACAGCUAGAGUCCAUCGUUAACUGGCCCCCAAGUCGCUUCCUCCUCACCAUCGAUAGCUAUGAGGCUCUGCAGAGGGAGAUGGGGCGUCUGCUGCAAACUGUUUGUGUCACCAUGGAGGAACAGAGGCAAGCUUUGGCGGAAAGGUUUGCAGAUAUUUUCUUCUUGGUGGACAGUGGCAUAGCUCAAGGACACUUCUCCCAGUUCAAGACAGAACUUAACAAAUUGAUCAAUCAACUUAACGUUAGAGCCUCCACCUACCGUAUCGGGUUGGCCCAGUACGGUCAAAAUACCGAAGUUGCAUUCUCUCUCAGUGCUUUUCAAACCAAACAGGAGACCCUGGCUGGUGUCAAGCAUUUCCGACUGCACCCUCCACAACCCAACGAACCGCGUUACCUGUACCGUGCUUUGGAGUACGCCAGAGAUAACUCUUUCACCAGUGGGGAGGGGGGCCGUGCUGAGAAAGGCUUCCGACAGUUCCUGGUCGUCGUGAGUGGAAAAGCCUCACGUGAUCGUGUGUCUACAGUGGCUCGUGAGAUCAAAUUAGCAGGGGUUACUGUUAUUGGGAUGAGCGCAGGUGCACCAAUGGAUCUAAUACGCUUGUUGAGUGAUCAGUAUGUGUUUGAUUCUGUCAGAGUAACUCUUCUGAAGGAUCUCUUCAUGACUGAGAAACAGGAGGUCAUUACUAAAGAUUGCAAAACAGGCAACAUGGCAGAUAUUGUGUUCAUUGUUGAUGAGUCGACAAGCAUCGGAGAAGCCAACUUCCAGCUUGUACGCAAUUUCCUACACUCGAUUGUAAGCAGCCUGGAUAUUGGUAAGAAGACAGUCCAAGUAGGCAUCGUUACAUACAACGAAAUCUCCACAGCACAGGCCUACCUCAACACUCUCAAUGACAAGACUGAAAUCCUACAGUUCAUCAAGCUGCUGCCUUAUAAUGGUGGUGACACGAAAACUGGAAAGGCCCUAAACUUCACCCGGGAUGAAAUCUUCACUGAGCGAAAAGGCAGCAGGAAGGGCGUCCAGCAGGUGGCGGUGGUGAUCACAGACGGUGAAUCCCAGGACGAUGUGAGCGACGCCGCAAUCAUUCUCCGUCGGACUGGGGUCACAGUUUUCGCUGUAGGAAUUGGAGAUGCCAAAGAGGAGGAACUGAACGAGAUGGCUACUCACCCCCCUCUCGAGCAUGUUUUUUAUGUGAACAGUUUCACCCAUCUGAAACCCCUGAAAGAGAGACUGCAGGGAAUCCUGUGCAAAAAGAUCUUUGACAAAAAGUUCACAGACAAGAAAAGAAAAGAAAACAUCAAAAAAGCUUGUGUACAAAAGGAUAAAGCGGACUUCUACUUCCUGAUAGACGACUCAGGAAGCAUUACUCCAGAGGACUUCAGUGACACAAAGAACUUCAUCAUUGAGUUUCUGCAUACCUUAAAUGUGGGGCCACAAAAUAACCGUGUGGGGCUUGUGAAAUAUGCAGAUUCUCCAACUGUGGAAUUUGACCUGACAAAGCACGCAGAUGCAAAUGCACUGGAGAAAGCUGUGAAGGAUAUUAUGCAUAAAGGAGGUGGGACAAAUACAGGGAGAGCACUGUCUUCAAUGGGUGAGCGCUUUAAGAGACACACUCAUAGUCAAGUCCCAAAGUACCUGAUUGUCAUCACUGAUGGAGAAUCCCAGGAUAGAGUCGAGGAUCCUGCAGAAGAACUGAGGGAGCAGGGCAUCAUCAUCUAUGCCAUUGGGGUGAAAAAGUCAAACAAAAUUGAGCUGGAUGAGAUUUCCGGUCACCCUAACAGGACUUUCAAAGUCACCAAUUUUGAUGCCCUGAAGACGCUCACAGAUGUCAUUAUCACAGACAUCUGUUCUCCAGAAUUUUGCAAAGGCGCAUCAAGUGAUGUAAUUUUCUUAACUGACAGCUCUGAGAGUAUCUCUGAGGAAGACUUCAAGAAAAUGAAAGACUUCAUGAAAUCUGUCAUCAACAAGAUUGCGAUCAGGGAGGAUGCAGUGCAUGUUGGCCUCAUGCAGUUCAGCACCGAUUACCAAAUAGAGUUCUCCCUCAGCGAAUACUACGACAAAGAUCAAAUGUUUCAAGCCAUCAAUGACAUGCAGCAGAUGAAAGAAGGCACGCACACGGGUAAAGCCAUCACAGCGGUGUCGCAGUAUUUCGAUAAAUCGGAGGGAGGACGUCCUGAGCUGAAGCAGAGGCUGGUGGUGAUAACAGAUGGCAAAUCCAACGACGACGUCAGAGAAAGCGCUAAGCGAGUGAUGGACAAGGGAGUGAUUAUCUACGCCAUCGGAGUGAUGGACGCCAACACCACCGAGCUGUGGGAGAUCAGCCACUCAGAAGACAGGGUUUAUUAUGGGUGGGACUUUGACGCGCUGAACAACUGGCAGAGCCAGCUGGCUUUGGAGAUCUGUGAGACCGUUCCUCCUGUGGAAGUUUGCAAGGCUGACCUGGUUUUCCUACUUGAUAAGUCCAGCAGCAUCACACCUGACAACCACACAGUCAUGUUGGACUUCACGGCAGGACUUGUGGAAAGCUUCAACAUAAGCAAAGAGUUUGUUCAAGUUGGAGCUGCACAAUUCAGUGAUGAUCCUAAGCAUGAGUUUUACCUUAACACGUACUACGAGAAGGAAACUAUGAUCACAAAAAUCCGCAAAAUGGAGUACAGUGGUGGAAACACCUACCUUGGAGAGGCCUUGGACUACAUGAAGAAUUACUUCACACCGGAACAUGGUAGCCGUAAGUCUGCUAAUAUCCCCCAGAUACUGGUGGUGUUCUCAGACGGAGAUGCUCAUGAUGAAGUGGAGGACAAAGCCAACAAUCUCAGGACUAAAGGGGUUGUGAUUUUUGUCAUCGGUGUUGGAGAUGUCCACCUCCUGCAGCUCUUGCAGAUCACUGGAAGCCCUGUGAGAGUGUUCAAUGUGCAUAAGUUUGACAAGUUGGACAUCAUCAAGAAAGACCUGGCCUCCGCCAUCUGUAAAUGUGAACAACCACAAAAAGAUGAACCACCUACACCUACACCUAGCCCUCAACCUACAUCUGAACCUGGACCUCGACCUAGACCUGUACCUACACCUGAACCUAGACCUGGUCCUUUAGUACAAGGAAACUGCAGCAUCGAUAUCGGCAUCGGAUUUGAUAUUUCACAAAGAGCCAGAGAUCAUUGGAAGAUGCUCCAUGACAACCUGCCGGCUAUUUUCGAAUACAUUUCCUCUGUGGACGACCUGUGCUGUGACAAGAAAGCCAACAUUGCCUUCCGACUGGUAGACGAAUAUGGAAAAUCCCUGUAUGACACAAACUUUGUGAGGAACUUUGUGAAACUCAGUGAGGACGUGUUACAGAGAGUCAUGAAGAUAUCUAAACCUACUUACUUCAACACCGCCCUGCUGAACUCCUUCAAAAAGAUGUUUAAGGACAAAUCCAAAGCUCAUGUGAAGGUGCUGGUGAUCUUCUCAGACGGACUCGAUGAAGACGUGAUGAUUUUGAAGCGUCAGUCAGAACUGCUGAGAAAGUCAAAAGUCAGCGCUCUGCUGACUGUGGCUCUGGAGGGAGCCCAUAACCCCGCCGAGCUGCAGACGGUUGAGUUUGGCCGAGGUUUCGACAACAACAAUCCUCUCAGCAUCACCAUGCCCAGCAUCGCCAGCACCAUCCGCACACAAAUUGUUACAGUGUCAGAAAGGGAGUGUUGCAACGUCAUGUGCAGAUGCUCGGGACACCCAGGCAUCCGUGGCUCUCCUGGCCGCCCAGGGUCAAAGGGUUUGUCUGGUAGGAGGGGUAACAUUGGCUUCCUGGGAGAGGAGGGGCACGCCGGCGACCGAGGACCUCCUGGAGACGUUGGACCUCUGGGCAUCCAGGGCUGUCCUGGAACCAGAGGACAGAAGGGCAAUCCAGGAUUCUCUGGCGACAGGGGUGAGAACGGAGAAGACGGACUGGACGGAAUCAAUGGAGAACAGGGAGUGACAGGACUGAAUGGAAGUCGAGGAGAGCGAGGACAUCCAGGAGAGCCAGGUAUCCCAGGUGGAAGAGGAGAGGAGGGUCUGAAAGGAGAGCAAGGACUGAGAGGAGAUCCGGGAGAACCGGGCAUAACUAACAUCCAACAAGGAACCAAAGGAGAACCCGGGAACCCAGGAUUACCAGGAUCACCUGGUCUGGACGGGAGAAUAGGAGACGCCGGGGUCAAUGGAAACCCGGGUCCAGAUGGAAGAAGAGGUCCGUAUGGUGGGAAGGGUGCCCCUGGAGGACCGGGAGCUCCAGGACUCCAGGGCAGCCCAGGUACUCCUGGUCCACAGGGACGCAGUGGAGGAAACGGUGAACGUGGACCCAAAGGGAUCUCUGGCUUUCCUGGACCUCGGGGUGAAAAUGGAAAACCUGGAGACCAAGGACAAUUUGGACAUCGGGGUCCUAAUGGACAAAAGGGCCAACCAGGAGAUCCAGGUGUAAAAGGUGGUCCAGGUUCACAGGGACACAGAGGAAUGCCGGGUCAGGAUGGUGCAGAUGGUCAUGGAUUUGCAGGACCCAAAGGUUCCAAGGGAGAUCCUGGUUUUCCUGGUUACCCUGGUUUACAGGGUGAGGAGGGCCAGAAGGGAACCAAAGGAUAUCCGGGACGUGAUGGGAACCAAGGUCGAAGGGGAAACUCAGGCAGACCGGGAGAAUCAGGCACAAUUGGAGACCCGGGAGAUCCAGGACACAGAGGUCGCAGAGGUCCUCCUGGAGUCAAAGGCAUGACUGAAUGUGAGCUGAUCACCUACAUCAGAGACAACUGUGUAUGCUGCCACGGUCAGUCAAAGUGUCCGGCCUACCCCACUGAGCUGGUGUUCGGCCUGGACAUGUCGAAGGACGUGGCCAGGGCUGCCUUCGAGAGGCAGCGCACUGCCCUUCUUUCUCUGCUGGAGGACAUCUCCAUUGCUGAGAGCAACUGUCCGACGGGCGCCCGCGUGGCUGUGGUGGGAUACAAUGACCAAACCAAGUACCUGAUCCGUUUCCAGGACUACCGCCACAAGACUCAGCUGAAUGACUCUGUGAGAAACAUCACCCUGGAGCGCACAUCCGACCGGCACUUGGGAGCCGCCAUGCGCUUCGUAGGUCAGAACGUCUUCAAACGCUCCCGUGCAGGAGCUCUGAUGAGGAAGGUGGCCGUGUUUUUCUCCAACGGAGAGACGCAGAAUAUCAACGACAUCAUUUCCGCUGUAAUGGAGUACCGGGCCCUAAACAUCAUCCCUGUAGUCAUCUCACUGAGCGGCGAUCCUAAUGUUAGGAGAGCGAUGGAGGUUGACGACACAGGACACUCCAUCUUCAUAGAGUUGGGGAGGCCGCAGGACCAGGCUGCCAAUCUGAGAAAAGUCAAGAACUGUGCGAUCUGUUUCGACCCCUGCAGACGUACAGAGGAGUGUGCCUCCAUCCAGGAACCAGUGCGGCCUCAGGAGGUGGAUGUGGACCUGGUGAUGGUGGCGGACAGCUCCAGGCAGAUGCAGGCUGACGAAUACGCUGGCAUCCAGCAGCUGUUGGGCUCUGUGGUGGAGCAGCUGGUUGUGAGUCCGCAACCCCAACGGGCCAGGAACCAGGCCCGAGUAGCUGUAGUCCAGCAGAGCGGCACUAAGGCUAAGGUGGAGUUUGGCCUGCAGGAGUACAAGAAACACGAGCUGAUGAAGACACACCUGGUCCAGAAAAUGCAACAGCAGGGCGGCUACUCGCUGCUGGGACAGACGCUGGAGUUCUCCCUGAAGGAGGUGCUGCUGAAGGCCAGACAGCCUCGCAGGAGCAGGGUACUGCUGACCGUGGUGGGCACCCAGACGACUUACAAGGAUCAGGCAAAGCUGCACUACAUCUCCCAGAAGGCCAAGUGUGAGGGGGUGGCCAUGUUUGUGGUGGCGGUGGGUGGGCGCUACAACCAGACGCAAGUGGAGAAUCUGGCCAGUUUCCCUGUACAGCAGCACCUGCUCCACAUUGGGCGGCUGAAGGCUGACGAGCAGGGCUACACCCAGCGCUUCUUCAGAGUCUUCCUCUCCGCCCUCAACAAGGGAAUUAACUCGUAUCCUCCUCCUUCUUUAAAACGGACCUGCAACCAGCUGCCAGACCUGACAGACGAAGACCAACUUUUCCAUAACGGUGACGGGUCGGCAGAGCUGAUGGAUGAGGAUGUGGAGGAGAAGUUUAAGGAGCAGAUGGGAGUAAUGACUUGGACCAGACAGCUGGAUGUCAUCGACACAUCAACCGGCGAGGACAGACAGCAUCUGGAGUUAACCUCAAUGAAACCUGUUUUCUCAAACAUGACGUCGGCGGCUGCCAGAACUACACCUUAAUGUGGUUCUUCGACAGCAAACGUGGGGAAUGCUCCCCCUUCUGGUACGGCGGCUGCAGCGGCAACAGCAACCGCUUUGAGACACAGAAGGC
Messenger RNA from Thunnus maccoyii (southern bluefin tuna), 7987 nucleotides. RefSeq names its product collagen alpha-4(VI) chain-like. NCBI's taxonomy places the organism in Eukaryota, Metazoa, Chordata, Actinopteri, Scombriformes, Scombridae. The record is from RefSeq and is a predicted model, not a curated record. The transcript has 38 exons. Bases 1063 to 7896 code for a protein of 2277 amino acids.